Haliotis rubra (blacklip abalone) is the source of this 2099-nucleotide messenger RNA. RefSeq names its product peroxidasin-like. Gene Ontology annotation, molecular function: heme binding; peroxidase activity. The transcript has 13 exons. The record is from RefSeq and is a predicted model, not a curated record. NCBI's taxonomy places the organism in Eukaryota, Metazoa, Mollusca, Gastropoda, Lepetellida, Haliotidae. Gene Ontology annotation, biological process: response to oxidative stress. Bases 64 to 1896 code for a protein of 610 amino acids.
CGUGCGUAUUGCACAGGACUUCAGUGCGGGAGGCAGCUCCUGGUGAAAGAGACAGUGACGAAGAUGUUACUGACAACGCUGUUUUUAGCAGGCAUCAUUGUUGCUGCAGGCGGUUGGAGAACUGUGCACAAGAUGAUACCAGAAAUUGUCGACGCCAUGGAGACCAAUACCGAGGCCGAGAAGACCUUCAACGAAGGCAAUAAAGCUGAAGUCAUCCUCGCGCGAGAAAGGGCGAGACUGAGCGAGAGAAUCGCAAGUAAAUGUGACAGGAAGCUGAAAUACCGGCCGCUAGAUGGCGUGUGCAACAAUAUUAAGAAUCCAAACUGGGGAGCGCCAUUACAAGCAUUCAGGAGAAUCCUUGACCCCAAAUAUGACGAUGAUAAUGGUAGCCCUCGGUUGUUCGGAGGUAACACAGAGCCCCUCCCUAGCGCCCGGGAGGUCAGCGUGGAGUGUUUCAACCUCGACAGUACGAGUACGCAGGACAGGAUGUUCAGUCAGAUGAUGAUGCAGUGGGGUCAGUUCCUGGACCACGACCUCACGGCGACGCCGAAGACUGACGCCAAAAGCUGUUGCAGCGGAAUGGCAUUGAACGGUGUUCACAGCGACUCUCUCUCUGAUGGCCCCUGUUUCCCCAUCCUUAUACCAGCAGGAGACAGACAGUUCAAGAACUGCAUGGAGUUCAGCCGGUCGAUGCCUCUGGAGACCACGUCAGAGAGCUGUCACCGAGAACAGCUGAACUCCCUCACCGCCUACAUCGACGGCAGCAACGUCUACGGGGGUUCCAAAGAAGAGGCGCUCAAACUCCGAACCCUCAAAUUAGGACAACUGGCGUCUACGAAGAAUGGCCAGCGCCUCCCUAUUACAAACGCAACCACCUGUUUGAAGGGUCCUGGACAUUCCUGCUUUGAUGCUGGUGAUGUUCGAGUGAACGAGUUCCCUGGCCUGACUUCCAUGCACACAGUCUGGAUGCGAGAACACAAUCGAAUUGCGAAGAGGCUGUCCACUGUGAACCGUAAAUGGAACGACGAGACACUGUUUCAGGAAGCACGUCAAAUCGUCAUUGCUAGUAUGCAGCACAUCACCUACAAAGCCUGGCUCCCACAUGUUCUCGGCGAAAUGUACAAACUCUUUGACCUGUCCGGCAAGUACCAGUACAACGCCUCUGUAAACCCCGGCAUCUUCAACAGUUUUGCGGCAGCGGCGUUCAGGUUUGGUCACUCUCAGCUUGCUAGAGAAUACGCUGUAAAGGGCAAAAGAAAAGUGGAGAUACGAAAGAUGUUCUUUGACACCUCGUUUGUGACCAAUGGCUACGAUGACGUUCUCGAUGGACUAAUGACUUGGAGCAGUCAGGCAACCGACAAAGCGUUUACUCAAGGCAUCGUCGAUCACCUGUUUGAAAACACGGUUGAGUCGGGUAUAGGUUUCGAUCUUGUAUCGUUGAACAUUCAAAGAGGACGAGACCACGGAUUGCCCCCAUACUUGGACUUCGUUAACCACAUAUCAAAGGUCCCUGCUGUGAAGAAACUAUUUAGUGAUGAUCUCACGGUACCAAAAUGUGCCUUGGAUCUGUAUAGUUGCGUGAACGAUGUGGAUUUGUUCGUGGGCGGUUUGAGGGAGAAGCCGGUAAAGCGAGGACUGUUGGGACCAACAUUUGGCUUUAUACUGGCUAAACAGUUUGAAAACUUACGCUUGGGGGAUCGAUUCUGGUAUGAGAGAGCUGACAAAGAACGGAUCUUCACUGCAGCGCAGUUAACUGAGAUACGGAGGACGUCGUUAGCACGUGUCAUCUGCGACAACAGCAACGUCAAAGUCCUUCCACGUGAUGUCUUUAAGCGGGCCUCCCGAACGCAGUGUCGUCAUCUGCCAGGGAUUAACCUGUCAAAAUGGAGAAAGUAAUUCUCCUAAAAUGGACAUCGAAAAACAUUGCGAGACAACCGUACCUUUUAACGAAGCUGACCUCGUAACGCUCGUUCUUUGUAAAACUUUCCGCCUUCCUUUGUUCUACAACGAUAUCGAUUAUGACACUAUGAAACCGUCAGAAACUGUCUUCUUUCUGUACACAUGACCUUUUCUGAUUAAAACAAUUCGUCGCAGUUGCA